AUGGAAAGUGAUGAAGCAACCGCUUCCGAUGCUCAACCCAGCUCAUCCAAUCAAGAUGAGCAACAAAAAGAGGCUGAUUUGAAGUUAUCACAGGAAUUUCUGCAACGUGCUGCCGGCUUGAUUCGUGCUGCGAACGCUCUACCAAAACUUGGCGACAAUUACGAGAUAUGCGCUUCAUACGCUAAAUACCGUGAACUGAUGGAAAUUUCCAGGAAACGCCUAGCUGUUUUAUUGUACAAAGUCUACUCGACGGCCGGUGUGAAAAUUCGUCUUCCACGGCAGGACGAUCAUCACGAGUUUGUUGACCGAAUCACUGAUGCGAACGAUAUUAUCAUGGAAAGAGCGGGCAUCAUGAUGGACGAGAUUAGCAAAGCGCACAGAAAGGAGAUUGUUCAAGUGCCGAAAGCGAUUUCACAAGCUGAAAGCACGAUACGAACGGUGCAAGGAGCAACAAGUUCAACAGAAUCACCAUCAAUCUUCACGAAAGCGCCUCAAUCGAUUCGACCGCUGGACGUUACUCAAAUGGCUAAGUUUCGGGCGCUUUCACGGCACAAUGAAGUACUUGGAAAAGUGGCUCACAUCAAGAAGCCGCAAAAAGAAUUUGGAUUCGAGAAGUACAUCGACAACUCAUCGGCGUCGUUUGUCAGCAAAUUGACCACAAAACAUCAUCGAUAUCAGCCAAGCAAAUCACACGGAGUGACGAUACAUGAAGAAGGCGAUAUGAUUGUUAGAGAAGAUAGAAGCUGGCUGAAUGAUGAGACAGACGAGCUGAAUCCCUACAGCAUCGAGCUUCAACAUUUUACUGUGCCCGAGGAUCAGCUGAUUUCACGAGAGCCUUUGCCCUACAAACCCCUUGAUGAAACCACGCUGACACUGGUGAACGAUGUGGAAAAAGCUGCAUAUUUUGAACGAGCCGUUCUCGGAUCCGAAGAUUUUAAAGGUAUUUCAUGGAGCCGACAAGGAUAUCGUGUGGCCGCGCUGCGAGGCAUUUGGGUCUACCAAAACAUAGCUUACAAUACCUUGUUGACUCGCUGUGUCAAGUACAACUCAACAAGGAAUUCCAGACGACCGAUUGGCGUGUUAGACCACUCCCCGAAAGAAAUGAUGCACUACGCCCGGGAGGACACUCACUAUUUACUGUAUUGCUAUGAUCUGCUACGGGAAAGACUUUUGCAGUCUGGAAACGAAAGGACGAACAAUUUACUGGAAGACGUUUACAGGGACUCCAAGGAGAUUUGCAAGAAGGUCUUCGAAAAGCACCUCUUCGAUCCCGAGGGUUUCACGCAGAUCAUCGCUUCAAAGAGGAAUCUCAACAAUAGGCAAAUAUUCGCCCUGCGGGAGCUCUGGCGUUGGCGGGACACGACGGCGAGAAAUCAAGACGAAUCACUGGGCUACGUUCUACCAUCACACAUGAUGAUUCAUAUUGCUGAGUCUCUUCCUCGUGACAUGCAAGGAAUCUUGGCGUGCUGCUCACCGGUACCGCACCCACUGAAAGAACAUUUGUUGCUUAUUCACAGGAUUAUCUUGGAGGCUCGAGAUCGCGAGCUUGAGAUGGUGGAAACGGCAAAAAAGGUGGUUGCCGAGGGCGAGACUUUGGCCACAAUGCGAAGCCGACAGCAACAAAGCAACCAGAUCGAUGAGCUGAAAGGACGAUUGUUCACCCACCUCAACAUUCAUUUUGCCGAGAAGGAGCAUUCGCUCAAGAAUCUUUCUCAAAAGGACGAUAUCAAAGUUGAGGAAGUAACGGACAACGACAUCAUGGCCUCAAUUCUGGAAUCGGAGCUUUCAGCGAGAGUGCAACAAAAACUUAUCAAGACAUUCACUGAUCCGCUCCCCGUCUAUGAACUUGAUAAAAAAGCUCGUGCCUUGAAAGGAGCUCAUCAAUUGCUAAAUAAAUUGUCCGAGGGAGCGACACCGUAUGAGUGCUACCAACUGGCGAUCAAGGAACGGGAUAAGAGAUUGGAGGCUCAACAAGAAGCCGACAAACAGAAAGCACAAGAUGCUCCAAAAGAGAAGAGAUUCUCUCACCACGAUCCAACCAUCAAUCGGAAAACUGUCGUUGAAGAGACUCCUGUUGUUAGCCUUGAAGAGCCGCUUGUGAAGCAAGAACCGGUGGAAUCGGUGGAAUCUAAAGAAAGAACACCUUUCAACGAUCAUCAAGUUUUGACGAAGAAGGCGUUAAAGAGGAAAAUGCAACAGGCUAAACAGAACGCGGACGUUCGACUCUCGGCACCGGCACCAAAGAGAAUUACAAAAAACGAGCCCUCGACAGUGGAUUUCAAGCCGGUUGACUACUCGGCAUUGGCUCAGCAAACGUUUGGAACAUGCGAUUUUGAUAUGCCUUCGGACAAUGACUAUGAAUGGACUCCAUUCAACCAUGGAGUCUCAAUAGGAGGUGGUGGUGGAAAGAAGAGAGGUGGACGUGAAAAUUCGAGAGGCGGUGGACGAGGAAGAGGUGGUCAUGGCCGUGGUGGACAAAGAGGAAAUCAACGUGGUGGUCAAUCUAAUCGACGCGGUGGCGGUGGAAACAGAGGAGGAAGCAGUGGAAACAGAGGAGGAGGCAGUGGAAAUCUUCUUCGU
Messenger RNA from Mesorhabditis belari, 2580 nucleotides. The record is from the annotation of a GenBank genome assembly. NCBI's taxonomy places the organism in Eukaryota, Metazoa, Nematoda, Chromadorea, Rhabditida, Rhabditidae.